Messenger RNA from Vicia villosa (hairy vetch), 1149 nucleotides. RefSeq lists its product as uncharacterized. NCBI's taxonomy places the organism in Eukaryota, Viridiplantae, Streptophyta, Magnoliopsida, Fabales, Fabaceae. The record is from RefSeq and is a predicted model, not a curated record. The coding region runs from base 1 to 1149 and encodes 382 amino acids. The transcript has a single exon.
AUGGGACGAGGGAGACCGAAAAAAGCGGUUCCUCCGCCGCCACCUGAAUCCACUGCCUCUGCUAGUGGCAUCGUGACCUCGCCUGAGAAAGAAAGCUCUCCAGUGAAGACUGACAAGACCCCUACGACUGUGCAACCAACUGCAAAACCGGUUGUCAAUGAAGAAAGGAAACUCUGGGUAGAUGUGCUUAACGACAACAGAAACCCAGCAAAAGGUAGAUCUAUGAGAUACAUAGCCCUGAAAAUGGCAAAUGGAGUGGUUGAAGUUGAAAUAGCGCCUGAGGAUGUUGCAUCGGAACUAGAUUUCUGGGCCUCAUCUCUUAUCAUGUAUGUUAUGGGUGGUGACCUAAGCAUGAACUCAGUGAAAACCUACAUGACAAAGCAAUGGAAUUUCGUCCAAGUACCAGACAUGUACUACCACAAAGAAGGAUAUUUCCUGCUACGAUUCAGAUCCUUUACUGAUAGAGAUGAAGUAAUGAUGAGAGGACCUUACACGAUUCGUAAUAUGCCGCUACUGCUCAAAGAAUGGAGCCCUGAGUUUAAGCUUAAGGAUGACUUUCUCAGAACCAUUCCUCUAUGGGUGAAGCUUCCCCAGCUUCCUCUAUACCUAUGGGGAGAAAUGAGUUUGAAUAAAAUAGGGAGUGUUCUGGGAACCCCUCUAGUCACUGAUGAAUGUACUGCAAAUAGACUGAGGAUCUCGUAUGCUCGGAUUUUGGUUGAAAUGGACAUCACCAGAGAUCUGCCUAAUGAGAUUACAAUAUGCGAUAAUGAAGGAAUGAAGAUGCAGCAGAGUGUAGAGUAUGAAUGGAAACCCAUUUACUGUGUUCGAUGCCAAAGACCAGGUCACAAUUGUGACAAGCCAAAAACCAAAGUAGCACAGUGGAAGCCAAAGGUAAAAACCCCCGAGAAUCCUAUACUUGAGCAGUCUCCUCAGAAACCAUCUGCAGAGCUUAUUAUUAAAAAGGGUGUAAAGGAUGAUGGUACUCAACCAGUUCAGCCUGAUGAAUGGAUUGCAGUCAACAAAAGUGGCAUUGAUAGAGGAAAAAUACCUAUGGUGAGCACUCCUCCGACUCGAAUCUCUUGUGAAAACGGCUUUGAUGCCUUGCAGAUUUUGCAGGAUCUGCAAGUGCUCCAAGAGUCUGGCUUAUGA